Messenger RNA from Tetrahymena thermophila SB210, 249 nucleotides. RefSeq names its product AMP-binding enzyme family protein. Lineage: Eukaryota; Ciliophora; Oligohymenophorea; Hymenostomatida; Tetrahymenidae. The transcript has a single exon. The record is from RefSeq and is a predicted model, not a curated record.
AUGCCAGAUUAAAUUCUAAAGAUUACUAAAGAGUUAAAAAUCAGAAAAACUAAAUUAGAAGUCCUUUGUAAGAAUUAGCAAAUCAAUUAGUUUUACUUAAAAAGUGUCACAGAUCUAGGUAAAAAGGAAGGAUUGCACACAUUUGAGUAAGCUCAUAAAGUAAAUAUAGAACCUGUCUCUUUGUUGUUUAACAUCAAGCUUUAAGCUAUAGUGUCAUAUCACAAGAUAAGUUUUCAAGAAAGUUAUUGA